AUGGAAGAUCAAGCUAAGGCAGUGAAGAUGGAUAGUAUCCGUUCGGACCUCAAUGCACUUAUCGCUGACAUCGCCCUCAACUCCGACCUGCAACCAAUUACGACUCCCUGCCUUGAAUCUCCUCCCUCUCCCACGAAAUCCUCCAAGUCGGGUAAAACCGCUAAAAACAAAUCUCCCUUCUCUCGUCUGAAAUUCAAGAAAAAAGGUUGGACUAAACUACCCGAUUCGACCCCACUCGAAGUCCGACGCGGCUCCACCGACCCACUUCUCCGUCGAGGUUCCUCAGGCAGCGAUACGACCUUGGUUGAAGACGUUGGCGAAUCCGCCGCUGAUCUUCUCGGCCAAAUGGCGCCUCUCGUCUCUGCCCUUCAAACCCUCUCUCCGAAGAUGUCGACCAUCAAACCGAUCCCAGCCGAUCUUAGGGAGUUGUUCGAUGAGGCAUGUCAAAAGUUGACGGACUUGCUUGAGAAGAAGAGAGCGGGGGUUGAGGAAGGAAAGGGUGAUGAGCUCGGGAUGAGUCGUCUACUUCUUGAUGCCUUGUUGAGGAAAGUACAAGCUGAACGAUUGACCGUGGCUCGCGCAGCUAGCCCGUUGGUCAUGCAAAGCGCCAAUCCGUUCGUCAUUCAUGCUGCCGCACUAGGCUCGACAUCGACGAUCAGUAAUGGUAGUGCGGCCAGUAGUAUCUUGAAUGGAGGAAGUAGAACUAUCAGUUCUCCAGCAAGGAUCGCGCCCGUCACCGGGACAAGUGCUGGGGGAUAUACGAGCUUUGCUAGUGCGAGUCAGAGUGGAGCUUGGGGGAUGAAUGUGGUCAGAUUGGGAAGUUUUCAAGCUAGUGCAUUGUUCAGCCCUAGUCCUAUCGCGGUGCGCAGAGCUGUAUGA
Molecule: messenger RNA, 879 nt
Organism: Tremella mesenterica DSM 1558
Lineage: Eukaryota; Fungi; Basidiomycota; Tremellomycetes; Tremellales; Tremellaceae
Exons: 2
Coding region: 1-879 (292 amino acids)
Source: RefSeq, a predicted model, not a curated record